Cornus florida is the source of this 3445-nucleotide messenger RNA. RefSeq names its product kinesin-like protein KIN-13A. The record is from RefSeq and is a predicted model, not a curated record. Gene Ontology annotation, molecular function: microtubule motor activity; ATP binding; microtubule binding. Bases 457 to 3063 code for a protein of 868 amino acids. NCBI's taxonomy places the organism in Eukaryota, Viridiplantae, Streptophyta, Magnoliopsida, Cornales, Cornaceae. The transcript is spliced from 15 exons. Gene Ontology annotation, biological process: microtubule-based movement.
UGUCACAAGUCACUCACAACUCAGAAAGUAAAAUUAUGUGAACACGUACUCUUUCGCGUGGAGGCUCUGCAAUUAUCGUUCGCAAGAAGUUUCAGACGGAGGAAGAGAUUCUCCGGAGCGUUCUCUCUUCUAGUUUGAAUUAAGAAAUUAGGGUUUUGCUUUAUCCAUUUGUUUCAGAUCUACUCACAAUUCCAAUUUUAAACUAGUUGAUUCAAUAAACCGGAACAAAGAUUCACUGAAUUAUUGUUCAAUUUCGUCUGAAUUCGGGCCGCAGUUGAAUCGAACCAUUUGCGUUUGACGAUUGCGAUCAGACUCGAUUUUGUUUCAGAAUUUGUGGAUUUGAAUCUUUCACGCGCGAACGCGUUCAUGCGUUGCUUUGAAUUCGACUUUUCUCCUCCUUCAUUGAUCAAUAAUAGAUCUUGAAAGUUGGCUCCUCAACGCCGAUCACAGCGCCACAUGGGUGGCCAGAUGCAACAGGGCAGUGCUGCAGCGACUGCUCUGUACGAUCACUCUGGUGGAGGGUCCCUGCACAAUGCAGUUCCCGCCAGUGAUGCUGGAGACGCGGUCAUGGCUCGGUGGCUACAGUCUGCCGGUUUGCAGCAUCUGGCCUCACCCUUGGCUUCCACAGGGAUUGAUAAUCGCCUUCUGCCCAACCUCCUUAUGCAGGGUUAUGGAGCGCAAUCUGCUGAAGAGAAACAAAGGAUUUUCAAAUUAAUGAGAAACCUCAAUUUUAAUGGAGAAUCUGGUUCUGAACUGUACACUCCAACUGCCCAAAGUUUGGGUGGAAUGGCUGCAUCAGAUGGUUUAUACUCUCCGGAGUUCAGGGGUGAUUUUGGGGCAGGGCUUUUGGAUCUUCAUGCUAUGGAUGACACUGAGCUUAUAACUGAGCAUGUAAACUCAGAACCAUUUGAGCCAUCGACUUUUAUGCCUGCUGUCACAAAAGCAUUCGACGGUGACUUCAGUGUGAUGACCAGCCAACAGCAAAGAGGGGAGCCUGAUGCUGUGGCCUCAGUUGGAUUACCUAUAGUUGAAAAGGAUAGCAAUACAAGGGAAAACAAUGUGGCCAAGAUCAAAGUUGUGGUGCGUAAAAGACCUUUAAACAAGAAGGAAGUUACUCGUAAGGAGGAGGACAUUGUAUCUGUGUAUGACAAUGCUUAUUUAACUGUUCAUGAAACCAAGCUAAAGGUUGACUUGACUGCCUAUGUGGAGAAGCAUGAGUUCUGUUUUGAUGAUGUUCUAAAUGAACAUGUUACCAAUGACGAGGUGUACCGUGCUACUGUACAGCCAAUUAUUCCUUUCAUAUUUCAGCGAACAAAAGCUACAUGUUUUGCAUAUGGUCAGACAGGGAGUGGUAAAACGUUCACAAUGCAACCAUUGCCUCUUAGAGCUGCAGAAGACCUCGUCAGAUUCUUGCAUCAGCCAACUUAUCGCAGUCAGAGAUUCAAAUUGUGGCUUAGCUAUUUUGAGAUAUAUGGCGGAAAACUUUUUGAUCUUCUCAAUGAUAGGAAGAAACUUUGUAUGAGAGAAGAUGGACGGCAACAAGUGUGCAUUGUUGGACUACAAGAAUUUGAAGUGUUAGAUGUACAGAUUGUUAAAGAAUAUAUUGAGAGGGGGAAUGCAUCAAGAAGUACAGGCUCCACUGGUGCCAAUGAGGAAUCGUCAAGAUCACAUGCCAUUUUACAACUUGCUGUUAAGAAGCAUGCUGAGAUCAAAGACUCCAAGCGGAACAACGACGGAAAUGAGUCCAAGGGUGGGAAGGUUGUGGGGAAGAUCUCUUUUAUUGAUCUUGCUGGUAGUGAAAGAGGUGCCGACACCACUGAUAAUGACCGACAAACACGGAUUGAGGGAGCUGAAAUUAACAAGAGCCUUUUGGCUCUCAAGGAGUGUAUUCGUGCCCUUGACAAUGACCAAAUUCAUAUUCCAUUUCGUGGGAGCAAACUAACUGAGGUGCUUCGUGACUCCUUUGUUGGCAACUCAAGGACUGUUAUGAUCUCUUGCAUUUCCCCGAAUGCAGGUUCAUGUGAACAUACACUCAAUACAUUAAGAUAUGCUGAUAGAGUUAAAAGUCUUUCCAGAAGUGGAAAUGCGAAAAAGGAUCAAGUACCACCCCCUAACAAGGAUUCUUCAUCUGCAUCAUCUUUCCCUGUAUCUGCUAAUGCAGAGGAAGUUUAUGAGCAACAUCAAGAAAAAGUAGUGGAUACAGGGAGAAGGGUCACAGAAAAAGAAAAUUUGUCAUACAAUCUUGUUGAUUUUGACAAGAAGCCCUCUAGUUUUCCAUCAAAUUAUCAAUUGAAUGGGCGGGAGGAUAGCGGGGUCACUUCUAGUGCUGUGGAAAGGGAAAGGAAUGAUAUUAAAAAUGUUUAUGGUGGUUCCACAACUCAAAAGUUGUAUUCAUCUUCAUAUUCCCAAAACUCAGUUGAUACAGAAGAAAAGGUGCAGAAGGUAUCUCCACCUCGAAGAAAAGCUUAUAGGGAUGAAAGCGGGGUAACUUCUAGUGCUGUGGAAAGGGAGAGGAAUGAUAUUAAAAAUGUUUAUGGUGGUUCUACAACUCAAAAGAUGUAUUCAUCUUCAUAUUCCCAGAACUCGGUUGAUACAGAAGAAAAGGCGCAGAAGGUAUCUCCGCCUCGAGGAAAGGCUAAUAAGGAUGAGAAAACCGAAAAACUGGGGAAUUGGCUGAAAAAGGAAAACAGUGGAUCGGAUCUUCCUACAAGCUACAAGCAGCAAAACCCGAGCAAUUCUGUUGCAAACAAUGUUGCAUCCAGACAAUAUGAACCUGGACCUACUCAUGAUGAGAAUAUCAAUGAAAUACUCCAGGAAGAAGAGGCCCUGAUUGCAGCCCAUAGAAAAGAAAUUGAGGACACAAUGGAGAUAGUUCACGAAGAAAUGAAACUUCUGGCUGAAGUAGACCAACCAGGCAGCUUGAUUGACAAUUACGUGGCACAGUUGAAUUUUUUACUCUCACGCAAAGCAGCAAGUCUGGUCAGUCUUCAAGCUCGCCUUGCCAGGUUCCAGCAUCGGCUAAAAGAACAGGAGAUACUGAGUAGAAAAAGAGUUAUCCGCUGAGGCAGUACUUUGCCAUUCUGAUGCAGCAAACGCUUCAAUUUCCUUCCCUGAGGAACCAAGGCACUGCAGGCUCAGUAGAAACAUUGUGGAAUAUGAUCGAUUAUUCCUGCCAAGUUUUGAUGGGCUAGUGGUGUUUGGCUCUGGUGGUGAUCUCAGAACAAAAAUUUCUUUUCUGAAAGAAAGGUGAAAUAGAUACUAUUAGUGAUUUCUGUGUAAUGAUAUAUGUGAUCUUGCCUAUAAUGGAUGUCCUAAAGAAUUGCAUUUGUUUCAAUUAUGAUACUUAAUGAUAAUUUGAGGAAUGGGAGGAAAAUAACUGCAUCAUUUUAGUUUUAGAUAUUACAAAAUAUAAAAUAAAGAUUUUUCCGUUCGUUUGGUUGUAAAA